Molecule: messenger RNA, 1107 nt
Organism: Purpureocillium takamizusanense
Lineage: Eukaryota; Fungi; Ascomycota; Sordariomycetes; Hypocreales; Ophiocordycipitaceae
Exons: 3
Coding region: 142-921 (259 amino acids)
Molecular function (GO): oxidoreductase activity
Source: RefSeq, a predicted model, not a curated record
GCUCCCACGCCGGGCCUCGGCUCGUCGGUUCACCACGUUGGUUGACAUUGGCUCUUGACGGCGCGAUGAAGCUGCUUCUCCGUCGUCACCCUCCCUCACCAUUCACAUCUUGCCUCGCACGCCGGGAUUGACAGAGCCACCAUGAAGAUUUCAGGGCGAACGUUUAUCGUGUCCGGAGGCGCCUCGGGCCUCGGGCGUGCCUGCGUCGAGGACCUCAUCAAGCACGGCGCCAACGUCGCCAUUCUCGACAUGAACGAGGACGGCAAGGAGCUCGCCGCCGAGCUGGGCCCGUCGGCCAAGUUCUUCGUCUGCGACGUGCUGGACUCGUCGUCCGUCUCCGAGGCCGUCCAGGGCGCCGCCGACUGGGCCCAGCAGGCGAGACGGCCCGUGGGAGGCGUCAUCCCUGCCGCCGGAGUCUCGACGCCGGCCACGGUCCUCAACCGCGACGGCUCCCCCUUCAGCCUCGACGACGUCGACUUCGUGCUGGGCGUCAACCUGCGCGGCACCAUCGACCUGGUGCGCCAGGCGGUCGCGCACAUGGCCAAGGCCGACGCCGACGCCGACGGCGAGCGCGGCGCCGUCGUCAUGGUGGCCAGCUCGGCGGCCUUCGACGGGCAAAAGGGCCAGGUGUCGUACUCGGCGAGCAAGGGCGCCGUGGCCUCGAUGACGCUGCCCAUGGCGCGCGACCUGGCCCGGCACGGCAUCCGCUGCAACACCAUCGCCCCCAGCCUCUUCGAGACGCGCAUGACGAGCGCCAUGUCGGCCAAGGUGCGCAAGAGCCUCGAGGCCACCUUUGAGUUUCCCCGGCGCGCCGGCCGCCCCGACGAGUUUGCCAUGCUGGCGAGGCAGUGUAUUGAGAACUCGAUGCUCAACGGGACUGUGAUUCGCAUCGAUGGAGGGUCGAGGCCGAGCAAGAUCUAGGGCCUCCCCUUUUUCUUGCCCCCCCCCCCGUUUUUGGCCUUGUAUAUAGAUGGCAUUCAAUCACGCAGUGUCACAACUUGCCUCUGCCGUCCUGCUGUACGUGGAUGUGGGACUUGUACAUAGAGAGAAACGGAGGCCCCUUGCCUCUUGGUCGGUUACAGAGCAUCCACGGGUAAUUGAUUUGCA